CCGCAGGCAGCAUGUCUCAGUCGUGUUGUUUGCUCCAUUGAGGAAGAUCUCGCACCUGCAGUUAUCUGCCGGCGGUGAGACAUACUCGACGUGAUCCACCAUGUGCAAGAGGGCCGGGUGCUUGCAGUGAGGUGGUGUUGUGUAACAUGGCUGGUGGAUGCGUGCGCGAUGCAUUGGAGCAAACGGCGCGCGUUCUUGCCAAACACGGGCAUCUCGCCUUCACUUUUGAAGACUUGCUGCCUGCUGUCUGACUUCUACCCUCCAUCGGCACCGACUCAGUAUCAAAAGAUACAAAAGACCAAGACGCCUGUUAUGGCUCCACAAGACACCGUCGCUACCGUCGCAAGUACACCACAUCAAAUCGCCCAGAACAUCGCGGCGGCGAAAGGAGACCCCGCCUUCACUUCGGGCAUAGUCACAAUCGCGAUUCUCGUACACAACGAAGACAACGAAAUCCUUGUACAGAAUGAUUUCGACCUGACUGCUUCCCCAUCUCUGGCCGUCACCCAUUUUCCGACCCACUACGUCGACCUUCAGCCGUUUGCUGCUGAUGAGGAUGCAGACAUAUCUCUGAAGUCUCUCACAGAAGAUGCAAUUACCUCCAUGCUCGGCCCUAUUGAGGUCGAAAAUAUGACGGUCCUUUGCACUGUUGGCACAGUCUCGCCGAUCAGAGGCGCCGAGAUCUUCGCCUUUGUCGCCAGUCAAGUGGACUCCUCUCACGUCCCAGAUGUGCUCAUUGGUGACAUGCAUUGGCUGCCGGAAGCAAGUCUCCAGAAAGUUGACCUUCGUGCCAUUGUCUCACAGCUCGGUGGUGACAGCGUGGGCAACCUGCUCCGCGCACGCGAAGCUUGGAAGGAGGAUUUGGACUCUUCUCUUGACAGUGUCCCGGACCUGGUUCGCAGUCUGCCAUCGGCAUCAUCAGCAACGGUCACGCGCACAGGCUUGACAUUUUGGGACGGCGAUAUCGAGUCUUCUGAAGACACUGGCUAUGAACGUGAUGCUGAGAGCUCGACCGACACCGAUAGCACAUUGGAUGCCAUCGACCGUGACCAGGAACGAUCACAUGCCAAGGUCGAAGAUCUGCUCGAUGACCUAGAAGAGGUUGUGGAAGGUGUCGUCUACGGCAAUGAAUCUGCAAAACAGUCGCAGCGUCAACACUCCAAGAGCGCCUUCGGUGUCAAGGUAACUGACGACGAUGAAGUUGAUGGAAACUACAACACGUCCAAGCCGAUCAGUCGUCGUACCUUCCAGCCCGAUCCAGUUAUCACCCGUGGAUGCCGCCAGCCACGCAAGCAGCAGAAGAACCCGCCGCUCAUGGUUGACCCGUCGUAUCACUGGGCCGGUCCUCGCUUCGCACUACCUGCGCAGAAGGUGGACGGUCGGCGUUUCGUGACCAAGCUUAACAAGACUGGAAUCUCGACGGCGACGGACAAGGCUGUCACCAAGGGCAAGCUCAUGUGGGAGGACUUGCCUAAGGUUUCGAGUGAGAACCGAUUGGUCAGACGGUGAUUAGAGGCCUGGGUAUCAAGAUAUGGAUGAGGAGGCAUGGCUACAUGCUGAUUGACAGUUCGUCGCCACGUAUGCCCGCGAGGCUUGGCCAGGGCCGAGAUAUCGAACGCACAAUGUGUGCGCAAAUUUGCACCACGUAUCGCUGGCGUAUCGGGCUGUAAGCAUAAGACACGGAAUUCAAAACAAGUACCACUGCCCAUUCCCCUCAAACACGUAGGAUCCCGUGCGCUGACGACGUCGGGAAAACCUAAUCACACAUCAUUGCCUCGUCCCAAGGCCAUAUGGGAUGGCAAAGAUUGAGUGAUCUGCCGGUUAUCGAUCUGGGGGAGAUGGAGAGAGGAGAUGGUAGCUGAUACUGAUGCUGCUGAAGUUUUACAUUCUGAAUUCUACGAUUCUGGAACGCUGAUUGUGCGUUGUGCGACUAUUUCGGCCACUGACCAACUUCGUCGCAACAGAAAACUUGCCCCCAACACGCACUGCUCUUGGGCUUUGCUCCACUCGUCGCUCCAAAUACCAAAUCGUCACUACCUGCCCCAUUUCUCGAGCCACCAGGC
Cercospora beticola is the source of this 2063-nucleotide messenger RNA. RefSeq lists its product as uncharacterized. Lineage: Eukaryota; Fungi; Ascomycota; Dothideomycetes; Mycosphaerellales; Mycosphaerellaceae. The record is from RefSeq and is a predicted model, not a curated record.